CCAACCCAGCUAUACCAUCUUCAGAGCCUUAGGAGAGUAGGAAGUUCAACUUUGUAGUAGUGUAAAGGCCACCCCACAGCACGCCGCUGGGUGCUUUCUUGGAAUGUUUAUUUUUAGACUUUCUCUUGUCACUUUGAGUAGCAGUUUCAGUUGCUGAAGGCCCACAGUGGCCAAUAUUUUUAUCUAGCCUUCUAUAGACUGGAUUGACAAGAUCUAUAGUGUCUUGAGGCAGAUGUCACAAUGCAUUCCACUUCGUCCCCUCUUCCUAAAUGGGCAUAUGGCUGCUGCUCUCCGUUCCUUUGCAGUGAUCUCAGACUGCGAAUGGCAAUGAGCUCAGUGGAAGCACUGCCAGCACACAGCACUUUGUCUGGGGGAAGGAGUCUCAGAGAGCAGCACCAAGUAAUGACCAGUAAGGUUUUUCUGUCUUUGUCUUGCCAUUUAAGGUGCCUGUACUAAGUAUUAUCUUCCCCUUCCAUAACUGUGUUUUACAUAAAGUACAAGAGUCAAAACUGGAGUUACCAGACCAGUCUUAGUCUCCUCUGUACACACCGAUCCCUUGACACAGCUCCAUCCCAGCUGGUGUUUUCCACCCUAAUCAAGCUGCACCCCUGCUCUGCUGCACCUGGGUACGCGGUGAGGUACCUGACAAAGUCUGGAUUGCCAGAACUAAAGGUUUCAGCUGUUUGCCUGCCCAUGCCUGUUCUCAGGCUAUUUUACUUACUUGCUCCUGCUCCUAGCCCUUUCUCUCUGCAGGUCCAUCUCCUUGGCUCAGCACCAGCAUGUUGCUUUUCACCCACUCCCUGGCUACUGCCAAAGAAAGCUCACAGGUACUGCUGUAACCCCUCUGCUGCCUCUUCAUCAAGCACUCGCUUUGUUUUCCCUUAAUCUGGUAACAACCAGGGCAUACCCCCACUCCCUCUGUAGUUGCUCUCUGACCUUGAACAUUCCUGUGGAGCUGGAACUAGUGAUGGGGUAACUGGUCUCAUUGUGCCAAUGCAGUGUGUGCAGAAGCACACCUCAGUCAUCAGUCUGGCUCUUUCACCACUUUCCUCUGUUUCUCCUUUCCAGCACCUGGGCUGUGAGAAGACAGAGCUUAGGAGCUGGUUGUCAGCUCUCUUAACUGGGAGAGCCCUAUUUCUAGUGGAUGUUUACCUCCAGCAGAACUUUCCUGCAGCAGCCACUUGCUGCCCUUUGCAGUCCUCUGCUGGAGUGUGCCUCUGGCUGUUAUCAGGUCAUUAAAGUGGCCGUGGAGCUGUCCUGUAUCAGGACAAACAGUCCCUAAUGGAGCCGUCUGCUCCCUGUCCCAGUGCCAGAAGCGCUGAUUAGUAGGGGAAGAGUGGGAACAGGCUACACGUGGCACGGCUCUGAGCCAGGUGAGGCGAUGGCUCAGGCUGUGCCCAGGCUAGGCAAUCAGGCUCGUCUCCCAGCUGAGCAAACAGCUCGGUGGCUGCCCUGGGAGCAGCGGUUGUCCCACCAGAGCCUACCAGGUCAGGAAGGAGCCCACCACCGCCAUUGGAUGCCCUGAGGCCUGCUGGGGGCAGAAGGUGGGCUUCCCCCUGGCCUGGCAGGUCUGCUUAUCCACACUCUCACCACGUUCCCCCUUUCUUCUGUCUCCCCCAACUGCGUGUUGUGUGCCUGUUCCAGUCCCAGGCUUUGUCCCGUGGCCUGCUCCCGGUCCUGCGGUCGGUGACGGCGCUCCCGCUUCCCCUCGCCCGGUUCUUACGCAGCAGCAGCUUCCCAGGGUUGCACAAGGCGGCUCUCCCGUCAAAGCCGGGGGCGGGAGGACGCGGUGCUCUGCCCGGGCUUCUACGGGGAUCCCCAGGGAGGACGGACCCUCAGCCCCCGGGGAUCCCCUGACCGGCCAGUCCUCCGGAGCCAAUUUUAACAGCGCGGAAAGCCAGCGGCCGGCUCGGCGCCCCAAAGCCACAGCCACGCCGGCGGGGCCGGAGCGCACGGACAUCGCGCCCCUUCCCCAACCCGGCGGCACCGCGCCCCGCCCGCCACUCCGGCCGUUGCUCGCACCGAGCAGAGAGGCCCCGCUCGGUGAGUCACCGGGGGCGGGCGAGAGCAACGUGAACACGGCGGGAAGCGGCGCGGCUCGCGGCGGGCCCGUAGAGCUGAGCCAACUGCCUGGCCAGGAUGAGCUGGAGCUUCCUGACGCGGCUCCUGGAGGAGAUCAACAACCACUCGACCUUCGUGGGCAAGAUCUGGCUCAGCGUCCUCAUCAUCUUCAGGAUUGUGCUGACGGCUGUGGGGGGUGAGUCCAUCUACUACGAUGAGCAGAGCAAGUUCGUCUGCAACACGCAGCAGCCAGGCUGCGAGAACGUCUGCUACAACGCCUUCGCCCCACUCUCCCACGUCCGCUUCUGGAUCUUCCACAUCAUCAUGGUGGCCACCCCCUCGGUGCUCUACCUGGGAUUUGCCAUGCACCGCAUUGCCCGCAUGCCUGAGUCCUCACGGCGCCGGGUGCCGGCAACUCAGCGUGGCCGCAUGCCAGUGGUGCGGCGUGGAGCCGGGCGGGACUACGAGGAGGCGGAGGACGAUAAUGAAGAGGAUCCCAUGAUCUUCGAGGAGAUUGAGGUGGAGAAGGAGAAGGGCACCGAGGGUGGCGAGAAGCACGAUGGCCGGCGCCGCAUCAAGCAGGACGGGCUGAUGCGUGCCUAUGUGCUACAGCUGCUGUGCCGCAUGCUGCUGGAGUCGGCCUUCCUUUUCGGGCAGUACCUGCUGUUCCGCUUUAAGGUCAGCCCCUCCUACGUGUGCAGCCACAGCCCCUGCCCGCACAUGGUCGACUGCUUCGUCUCACGCCCUACCGAGAAGACCAUCUUCCUGCUCAUCAUGUAUGCCGUCAGUGGGCUCUGCCUCUUCCUCAACAUCUGCGAGCUCUUGCACCUGGGCGUGGGGCGCAUCCGCGAUGCGCUGAGCCAGCCCAACAGCCCACCCUCCAGCAGCCCCGCACCGCACUACGCCAAGAAGCCCCCCAGUGCACCGCCCACCUACCACUCCCUGAAGAAGGAGCCACUGAAAGCCCCUCUGCCUGAUGGCAAGCUGGACUACCGGGAGAACCUGGCCAACUCGGCCGCCGAGCGCUUCGCCCUGGCUGGCGCUCCCCGCGAGCACGAGCUGGAGCGGCUGCGUGAGCACCUGCGCUUGGCCCAGGAGCACCUAGAGAUGGCCUUCCACCUGCAGCCACCCCCCCGGGCUCCCAGCCCCACACGCAGCAGCAGCCCUGAGGGCAAUGGCAUGGCUGCCGAGCAGAACCGCCUCAACCUGGCGCACGAGAAGGGUGGCAGCUGCGAGCGCAGCACAGGGCUGUGAGUGACGAGGACGGACAGUGUGGGACAGUGGUGUGACACAGCAUGAGACGACGACAUGUAUCUACCUGGUGGGGCUGCCCAGGGUGUCUCCAUCCCGGUGGGCAGCGAUGGGGACAGGGGCUUGGGGAACCUUCCUUCACUGUUCUUAAUUUUUUUUUUAAAAAAAAGGAAUAUCUUAUUUUUGUACAUUUUUAUAAACUCAGCAGCGUGCACCCUGGCAUUUUUAUACACCCCUCCUGAUUCCCACUCUGAGCCCGCACCUCCCCUCCCUGUCUCCUGUUGUAUCCCCACGUCCCUCCCCCCACUCUCUGCCCGCAGCACCUCCAAUUCGUGCCUCCCCUGCACUCUCUGUGCACGUGCAGGUCACGACAGCAGUAAGGAUGCUCACACCAGGUCUGGCUGGUGAGGCUGCACCAUGGGCUGGCACUGAGCCUGAAGUAGAGGUGACAGCAGGGACCUGUGAGAGAUGUAUCCCAGUGGCACCACUGCGGGGGGUGGUGCCCAUACAGUGAGCACAUGUGGGCUACACAGGGCCCCUCUUGGCUCCUCUUUGGCUUCCCCCUCUCCAGGCUGCUCUUUUUAGGGAGCAUAGGGGUUUGUGUUUGUCCUUCUGAUCUCCUCCAUUUCCCUGCCAGCAACUCUGCUUGGGCUUUGGACCAAAGCUGAUCCUCUCCAGCCUGGUGUGGGGCUGGGAGCCCUGUGUGCAGUGUCCAGAGUGGGUUGGUGGGAGACACUCGGGCAUUCUGAUCAUCUCAUGGGUCACGCAGUGAAUUUUGUAGCAUUGUUUUGUACUUGGGUAAUUGUGACUUUUUUUUUCCCUUUUUUUUUAAUUUUUUUUUUUUCUAAUUAUCUAUAUUCAGUAAAGCCUGGAGACGUUUUGUACUGAA
Molecule: messenger RNA, 4201 nt
Organism: Tympanuchus pallidicinctus (lesser prairie-chicken)
Lineage: Eukaryota; Metazoa; Chordata; Aves; Galliformes; Phasianidae
Product: gap junction gamma-1 protein-like
Exons: 3
Coding region: 2140-3315 (391 amino acids)
Biological process (GO): cell communication
Cellular component (GO): connexin complex
Source: RefSeq, a predicted model, not a curated record